AUGACGACGUCGGUAUCUGGCAAAGGCACCAAGACGGUGUUCACCCUGAAUACCGGGGACAAAAUGCCUGGAGUUGGGUUGGGCACCUGGCAAUCUAAGCCCAAUGAGGUCCGUGAAGCAGUCAAGAACGCUCUCCUCACCGGCUACCGUCACAUUGAUACCGCUCUCGCGUAUGGUAAUGAAGCAGAGGUUGGCCAGGGAAUCAAGGACUCUGGCGUUCCUCGCAGCGAAAUCUGGAUCACAACUAAACUCGACAACCCAUGGCACAAACGAGUCCCCCAAGGCCUCGAAUCGUCUUUGAGAGACCUUCAAGUCGAUUACAUCGACCUGUAUCUUAUGCACUGGCCCAGCUCUACCACUCCUGAAGAUUUGAAGAAGCAUUACGAUGACUGGACCUUCAUCGACACCUGGCGCGAGAUGCAAAAACUCGUCGGGACCGGCAAAGUUCGAAACAUCGGCGUUUCCAACUUCGUCAUCUCCAACCUCGAGAAGCUCCUGAAUGACCCUUCGUGUAAGAUCGUCCCUGCGGUCAACCAAAUCGAACUUCAUCCCAACAUGCCCUCACCUAAGACAUUGGCAUAUUGUCAAGAGAAGGGGAUUCACUGCACUGCGUACUCCUGCUUGGGUUCCACCGACUCACCCCUCGCCCACGAUAAAACUUUGGGUAAAAUCGCCAAAGCCCAUGGGAAAACUCCUCAACAAGUGCUCCUACAAUGGGGCCUGCAACGAGGUACGAGCGUGAUCCCGAAGUCAGUCACCAAGUCUCGGAUCGAGGCGAACUUCCAACUUGACGGCUGGGAGUUGACUCCGGAAGAGAUGGAAGAGCUGAGCAGCAUCAAGGAUCGAUUCAAGGUUUGUGACGAUGCUUGGCUACCUGUCCGAGUCUUCUUCAACGAAGAGGGAGAUGGAGGUGAUGUUCCUUCCCACUAG
This is a messenger RNA of Rhinocladiella mackenziei CBS 650.93, 930 nucleotides long. RefSeq lists its product as uncharacterized. Gene Ontology annotation, molecular function: aldose reductase (NADPH) activity. The transcript has 4 exons. Lineage: Eukaryota; Fungi; Ascomycota; Eurotiomycetes; Chaetothyriales; Herpotrichiellaceae. Gene Ontology annotation, cellular component: cytosol. The record is from RefSeq and is a predicted model, not a curated record. The coding region runs from base 1 to 930 and encodes 309 amino acids.